Molecule: messenger RNA, 2489 nt
Organism: Boleophthalmus pectinirostris (great blue-spotted mudskipper)
Lineage: Eukaryota; Metazoa; Chordata; Actinopteri; Gobiiformes; Gobiidae
Exons: 11
Coding region: 90-1454 (454 amino acids)
Source: RefSeq, a predicted model, not a curated record
AGAAACAGAGUGUGAUUAAGAAAAAGAAAAGAAGAAACAUUUGAGAUGUGUAUUUUCCUGUAGAGUGUGUGCGGUUAUUUAGAGCAAGGAUGCUGUUUGGGGUUAUGAAGACAAAGCUUUGGAUUAUACAACUUGCAUCGCUACAACUUUGGGUAAGACUCUCAGCUUCUCAGCUUUCUCCGCCACCUCCUCCCUUCCCAACACUUAACCUGAAAUCCAGGUCCACUGACUCUGCAGUCCUGGUGUGUCGUGCACCUGGAGGCCACAAGGGACUUCAGUUUGCUUUAUACCGAGAGAGAGUAAAGGUGAACUCCAUUGAUGUGCCACAUGGUGCUGAAGAGGUUCGCUUCACCGUCAGGCCAAGUGACGCAUCACAGCGUGAACUGUAUUGUUGUUUGUAUAAAACAAUGGAUAGAUACAGUGGAUUCAGUCCGUAUUUGGAGAUAAAUUGGCAAAGAGAUGCUGGUCCAAGCCUCCCCAUACCACUGAAUCCAGAUCCUCCUAUUCUGUCAAUGGAACCCUCUAGUGGACUGGUGAAACGUGGAGAAAUGCUUUUGUUCCACUGUUCUCUUCCACCUCCUCUGCCUCUAUAUCAAGCAAACAGCCCAGUGCUGUUUAUGCUAUUGAGAGGUGUAGCUGCAGACUCCAAAUGGUUAACAGUCGUACCACAAGCUCAGUUCAGCCACUCAUUGAGUUCUGAGCCACAGCCGGGAGUCUUCAGCGUGGGCCCAGUGACAGGUGCAGAGCAGGGUCAAUAUACCUGUCUGUACCAGGUCAACAGAGGAGAGGGGCUGCAAAAUUCAAGUGUCAGUAAUAUCGUCCAAGUCACUGUCACAGACCUGCUGCCCACUCCCACCCUGAUCCUGGACAAGCAGUCGGACGUGUGGCAUUUGCUGUGUCGUGGCUCCCCCGCGUACCCUGGUGCUGGGUUCUCUCUGUACUUGCAGGGUCAUGAUCUGCCUGUAGAGUCGUACCAGGCCAAACUGACCGAACACCGGGCCAUUUUCUCAGUGCCAGUCCAGGACACACCAGUGGCUCUGUACCAGUGUGAAUACAGAGUCUUGCUGGGAAGACAGUGGAGCCAAUCAGAGCGCAGUCUGCCCCUGUCUAUGUCACAAGGAAACAGUUCUGCGCCUACAGCAGACUCCUUUGGUGUGGACUGGCCCCUGGUUUUGGGCUCUCUUUCAGCUGUGGUGUUAUUCCUCUGCUCAUUGGCUCUCCUCAUUGUGAUGCUCCAUAGAAAAAUGAAGGCAGCAGCGGAUGCAAAAAAGAAAAGGGAGGAGGCUCAGUUUUGGACACAGGUUCAUGGUAAAGACCAUAUAGUAGAUCUCACUCUCCCACGUCAAAGCUUUACUUCUCAGGACUGGACAAAUGGUCACACAGACUCUGCUCAAACAUCCCAUUUGUGGAAUCCGCUGUCUACAUUCACAACCCCAGUCAUCCCAAGCUAUUGACAUUCUGGACGUUCAUACUUUGUCAAAUCAGUAGUGGUGGAAGGUAACAAAGUACAAAAGUAAAAGUACAAAAUGUAAAUACAAAUUUUAGGUAUCUGUACUUUACUUUUGACAACUUGUAUCUUUACUUUCUACUCCAUUACAUUUUGAAUCUGGACUGAAAAUUAAAAAGUACUUUUCUUUAUGGUUUGUUAAUUUGAGUUAACAUCCCCACUUCCAGCGAACCAAAUACACAAAAACGGCUGGAAAAAUUAAGACGUCAAUUGAAUCACUUAAAAUAUGUUAAAUUCUUUUUCAAAAUCACUACGUUUCAUUCGUUAAUUGUUUCUAAAAAUCUCAGCAAAAUACUUUUUACUCUUUAAGUACAUUUUUAAACAGGUACUUAAAUACUUUGACUUAUGUAGAUUUUUUCCUGUGACUUUUACUUAAGUAACAAAAUGUAGUACUUCUUCCAUCACUGCAGUAUCAGUACCAGUUCCAGUCACACAGUGGACAGGAAAGACAAGUUCCUCUUUUAUGUUUUGGGAAAAUACAAGUGACAGGAUGUGAGGUAGCUUUGUUUGUUUGUGCAACAUGUUUUGUAAAAUAUUUAUUGAAUGUCCUGUACUUUUACUUAUGUGCAUGUAAGAAUGUCAUUUGUGUGUCAAGAUAAUUGCAAAUAUUAUAGCAAUGGUAUUUUGAUGAUGUGUCAUUAUUCUGCCUGGAAUGUUCCGUGGUAUGACAUUAAUCUUAAAGCUCAAAAAUACCUGGAAAAACAGACAUUCUAACUGUGAGCGAGGUUGUGUCUCCGUAGAUCUGACUUGUAACUUGGUCUAGUCUCCAUGUAGGUGGAAAAGGUUUAAUACCAUUCUGUGAAAUUCUAGACAAGCCAAUAACAUCUCCAUGGGGAAAAGUGUUUGAUGGACCCUCCAUCAGAAAAGUUACUCAACUUUUAAAAUGUUUAAUAUAUUGUUGAUGUUAACAUUUCAUCACCAAUUGUAUAUAUAUUUACAAUUUGUACAACUGUUAAUAAUAAAUAUGUUUUUUGUAAUGGCA